AUGAGGGGCCUGCUGAUUUUAAGUGUGUUGCUGGGGGCUGUUUUUGGCACUAAGGACUUUGUGGGGCACCAGGUGCUCCGAAUCUCUACAGCCAGUGAAGUCCAGGUGCAGAAGGUGAAGCAGCUGGAGGACCUGGAGCACUUGCAGCUGGAUUUCUGGAGGCACCCUGCCAGGCCUGGCAUCCCCAUCGACGUCCGAGUGCCCUUCCCCAGCCUCCAGGCUGUCAAAAUCUUCCUGGAGUCCCACGGCAUCAGCUAUGAGAUUAUGAUCAAGGACGUGCAGCUGCUUCUGGAUGAGGAACAGGAGCAGAUGGCCACUGUCCAGACCCGGGCCGCGUCUACUGAUGCAUUUAAUUAUGCCACCUACCACACCCUGGAGGAGAUCUAUGACUUCAUAGACCUGCUGGUAGCUGAGCACCCCCAGCUUGUCAGCAAGAUCCAGAUUGGUAGCAGCUACGAAGAUCGUCCCAUCUAUGUGCUGAAGUUCAGCACUGGAGGUAGCAACCGUCCAGCCAUCUGGAUUGACACGGGCAUCCAUUCCCGGGAGUGGGUCACCCAGGCCAGUGGGGUCUGGUUUGCAAAGAAGAUCACUGAAGACUAUGGCCAGGACCCAACGGUCACUGCCAUUCUUGACAACAUGGACAUCUUCCUGGAGAUCAUCACUAACCCUGAUGGUUUUGCCUACACCCACAGCACGAAUCGCAUGUGGCGCAAGACUCGAUCCCUCGUACCGGGCUCCAACUGUGUUGGGGUGGACCCCAACAGGAACUGGGACGCUGGCUUUGGGGAGAGCGGAGCCAGUGAUAACCCCUGCUCGGAGACGUACCGUGGCAAGUCUCCCAACUCUGAAGUGGAGGUCAAGUCCAUUGUGGACUUUGUGAAGGGCCACGGGAACAUCAAGACCUUCAUCUCCAUCCAUAGCUACUCUCAGCUCCUCCUCUACCCCUAUGGCUACACAUCACAACCAGCCCCUGACCAGAAAGAGCUGGAUCAGGUAGCCAAGUCUGCUGUCAGCCUGGCUUCUCUGUACGGGACCCAGUUCGACUAUGGCAGCAUCAUCACAACAAUUUAUCAAGCCAGUGGCAACACUGUUGACUGGACCUACAAUCAGGGCAUCAAGUACUCUUUCACCUUCGAGCUCCGGGACACUGGGUUCUAUGGCUUCCUGCUGCCUGCCAGGCAGAUCAUCCCCACCGCUCAGGAGACAUGGCUGGCACUUCUGACCAUCAUGGAGUACACCCUGGAGCACCCCUACUGA
Messenger RNA from Castor canadensis (American beaver), 1257 nucleotides. It is a transcript of the gene Cpa1, whose product is annotated as carboxypeptidase A1. NCBI's taxonomy places the organism in Eukaryota, Metazoa, Chordata, Mammalia, Rodentia, Castoridae. Gene Ontology annotation, biological process: proteolysis. Gene Ontology annotation, molecular function: zinc ion binding; metallocarboxypeptidase activity. The record is from RefSeq and is a predicted model, not a curated record.